Messenger RNA from Rotaria sp. Silwood1, 1714 nucleotides. The record is from the annotation of a GenBank genome assembly. Lineage: Eukaryota; Metazoa; Rotifera; Eurotatoria; Philodinida; Philodinidae.
AUGUCAGAACUUCGCAAUCUCGAAACUCUUCCACCAUCUUCUACAACGAAUAAAGAUACAGUAAACGAACAUGUUUCCUCAGGCUAUUCGUUGUAUUGGAAAGGUGAAUAUGAUAAAGCAAGAAUAUCGUUCACAAAAUUAAUCAACGACUCGUCGACGAAUGAUAAGGACGCAGCUCAAUGUUAUAAUGCACUCGGUGCGAUUGAUACUGAACUUGGAAAUUAUGAUGAAGCCAUAGUUAAUUAUCAGAGCGAAUUAAAACUGCUGAAAAACUCCAAUGCUGGUUAUCAAGCUAUCGUUAAAUCUUACAUAGCAAUUGGUACAAUUUACUGGCGUAAAUAUGAGUAUGACCAAGCUCUUUUCUACCAUCAAAAAGCACUUGACCUUCCGUUUGACACUACUUCUCGCCAAACCGAUGCCCAAAUAUCAUCAAUUUAUCAGCGAAUAGCUAAUAUCUAUACAGAUAAAAAUGAAUAUUCUCUAGCACGAGAGUACUUUGAUAAAGCGCUUAAAAUUGAUGAAGAACUUCUUCGAGAUAACCAUCCUAAACUCGGUAAAACAUAUGCAAACAUGGGAGCAAUGUAUAAUAAAAAACAUGAUUAUGAACAAGCAUUAAACUAUUUUACAAAAGCAAGUAAUAUAUGGCAUAGCUCUUUACCAAUAAUGCAUACAUACAUUCAAUUUAUCGAAGGAUGCAUUCAGGACGCUGCCUCCAAGUUAGAUAAACAAUCCAUUAAGUUCUCACACAAUACACAACCUGCUCUAACGGGCACAUCUCCUUUGAUACACUAUAAGUUAUGUAUUGCUCGGCUUGGUUACCAAGAAUACUAUCGUAUUUUAUCUUACCUUCGUGCCGGCUUUGGCGAAAUCCCAUAUCGAACGUGUUAUGGUUACCGACAGUUUGAUCGGUAUCAGCCGAAGUUGGACGAUCUUACUGAAGAAUGGGAUGAUUUCAAUAAACUGUUACUACGUCUUCUGCCCAUUGUUCGUGAUAAAACUAUGGCACAGAUAAAUGAGGAUGGUACAUCAAAUUUCGCAUAUGACUUAUUUAAACAUCUGGACUGCAUCUUGGUAAGCACUUCUGAAAAUGAAUUUUCCUAAAAGUACCGAUCUCUAACGAAUUCUUUUUCAUGUAGAAUGAUUCCAAGGCAAAUGCGCUUUUUCGUUCUGUAUUCAAGCAAGAGAAUGGUGAGUGGCGCAUCAAGAAAAAAAUCGUUGCUACUGGAUUGAGUGAUUUAUAUCAUCAUAUGGAAAGUAUGAGCACAGUAUAUCGUCAGCAUGCCAUUGUUUUACGACUGUUUGAGAUUAUUCGUUAUCAACACAAUACUAGAAGACGUCGCAAAUGCCAAAGAGAUGCACGUGCUCGACAAGUGGCCAAUUUAUUGAUAGACCUGUUUGAUAGAUUACCCGGGGUACGAGCAAGACAAAGCGCUGGACAAGCCGCACAACAAAAGGCUCGACGUGAAGAACAAAUGCAAGCACCGAAUACAAGAGCAGCAGCUAGAGAAGCAAAGAGAAACGAAGCGGUAAAUAAUGCUCUGGACAAUAUAAUCGCAGAUCUUUUCGAAUAGUUUUUUUUCCAACACGAACGGAGUUGAAACUGUGUGAUGUAAAUAUCCGUUCAGUUGAAUAAUCCUGUGGAUUUUGUGGGAAAUAACCAUAUGUGACUGUAACAGAGGGAUGAACUCCAGACGCAAAGGGUGUGGGUGUGGGG